Serendipita indica DSM 11827 is the source of this 2352-nucleotide messenger RNA. Lineage: Eukaryota; Fungi; Basidiomycota; Agaricomycetes; Sebacinales; Serendipitaceae. The record is from the annotation of a GenBank genome assembly.
AUGAGAUCCGCUCUUCUGCUCACCUCGUUUGCUGCCUCUGCGCUCGCUCUCCAGGCAACUCCUCUUGCUAGGAGAUCGCUCUCCUUUGGGCCUGUGCUCCCCCAAGCACGCUUCAUUCUUGAUCCCCCCUCGGCGUCGCUCGCAGCGUCGGCAACCGCGGGCCCACGAGCGCUGGCCAUCCAGUUUGUCAACGAGCUCACUGCUCAGUAUGCUGGAGAAGGUCACUCGUAUUAUAUUCGCGAAGACUCGUACACAGACCCAAGGACCGGCGUCUCGCACUUCUACGUCCGCCAGCUCGUCCAGGGAAUCGAAGUUGCAGAUGGUAACAUUAAUCUCAACAUCCGUGAUGGCAAAGUAAUCUCGUUUGGUGACUCGUUCUAUCGCGGAGAGGCUCCACCGGUUGGCAUCUCUCCCAACACCGGCCUGAGCGCGUCCCAAGAGGGCUAUUGUCGCGAACUCCGUGCCCAGUUCCUCCAGCCUAUGCGCGCUGGCGGUGGUCAGACGACGCUCAACAACAAUGCACAUUUGCAGCGGAUCAUGAACAUUCAUGACAGCAACUGCCUCGUGCCCAGCGAACAUCUCGCGCGGAUCGGUAACCCCAAGGAUGACUAUUCUGACCCUGCUCGUGCUGCUUUGACAUUCAUGCUCCACGCGACCACGGAUCAACAACUUGCGUCGGACAUUGCCAACAACUUUGAACAACGCCUUGCCGGUAUUUCCUUCCAGUCCGAGAGUCACUUUGCGGGCUCAACGGGCGAGCACGACUUUUCGUUCCCUGUCGAAUAUCUUCACAACGUGCCAGGCGCGCAGAGACCCGUACGGGCUCACCUCGCCUACGUCCAGGCCCCAAUGGAAGAUGGUACGACUGAGCUGGCACUCGUCUGGAAGCUCGAGGUCGAGUUGCAGGACAACUUUUACGAGGCCGCCGUCCGUGUAUCGGACCCCUCGGUGAUUGUUCAAGUCGUCGACUGGGUGUCUGACGUGGGUGUUGAUUCGCACCGACUUGGUCGCCCAGGUGGCACGUACAAUGUCUGGAAGUGGGGUAUCAAUGAUCCCGACUGCGGAGAACGCUCGGUGGAAGAGUCGCCAUAUGACUCUGUGGCUUCUCCUCUUGGAUGGCACUCGAUGCCGGCCUCGAAGGAUGCCAAGUCGUACAACAAGCGCUUUGCAAAGGAUACCAUCCUCAACAUUACAAAGACGUAUGGCAACAAUGUUUACGCGCACGAGGAUUGGGCUGGCCGCAACGACUGGAUGGACAACUAUCGUCCAGAUGGUGGCAAGGAUCUUGUGUUCGAUUUCCCCUAUGAGCUCAAGACGGACAACGGAACCUGGGCGGACCCCAAGUCGUAUAUCGACUUGACCAUCACCCAGCUAUUCUAUACCACGAACAUGAUCCACGAUCUCUACUAUCGUUAUGGUUUCGACGAAAUCUCUGGCAACUUCCAGCAGUACAACUUUGAAAAGGGUGGAAAGGAAGGUGAUGCAGUGAUUGCCAAUGCUCAGGACGGCUCUGGCUACAACAAUGCCAACAUGAUGACGCCUCCUGAUGGUACCAACGGACGCAUGCGCAUGUACACUUGGAAUGUUCACGGAUACCCAUAUCGUGACGGAGAUCUCGAGGCUGGUAUCGUCAUCCACGAGUACUCUCACGGUCUCUCGACCCGUCUCACUGGUGGCCCAGCCGACUCGUCGUGCUUGGGCUGGGGAGAGUCUGGAGGAAUGGGAGGGUUGGGGAGACUUCCUCGCUACGACUAUCCGCAGUGUGAAGAAGUAUCACGACUAUCCCAUGGGUUCCUGGGCAGCCAACGAGACAAUGGUAUCCGCAACUAUCCCUACUCGACCAACUCGACCAUCAACCCGUCGACCUACAAGACGCUCGACAAGUCGGGCUACUUUGGUGUUCACGCCAUCGGUGAGGUCUGGGCUGAGAUUCUCUUUGUUGUCGAGAAUGCUAUGGUCAAGAAGCACGGAUUCUCCAAGACGUUGUUCCCCCCGAUCCCAGAUGCCACUGGCAAGUACCCCGAGGACAAUGACUUUUUCCGCCCGAUCACGUACGAUGCAAAGACGAACAAGCCAACGUCGCCCCCGAUCCCCAAGCACGGCAACUCGCUGAUGGUCCAACUUGUGUUUGACGGCAUGAAGCUGCAGCCUUGCCGACCUGGAUUUAUCGAGGCUCGUAACGCGAUCAUCCAAGCGGAUGAGAUUCUUACUGGUGGAGAGAACCACUGCUUGCUCUGGAAGGCGUUUGCCAGCCGUGGACUUGGAAAGGAUGCAUCGGUCGUUGGACGCACGCCUUGGGGUGGAGGAGUCCGCCGUGAUGGCUUCCAGGUGCCCACCAAGUGCGAGGAGUAG